Knipowitschia caucasica is the source of this 555-nucleotide messenger RNA. Lineage: Eukaryota; Metazoa; Chordata; Actinopteri; Gobiiformes; Gobiidae. The record is from the annotation of a GenBank genome assembly.
AUGUGCCGCUCGGCCGUCAGCACAUUGGCCCGUCAGCUAUCCCCCUUCUCGCGUGGAGCUUUGGGGGAGGAAAAAAAAAAGUCUGACGCAGUUUGUUUAGAUGCGGUGCUGGGGCUGGGGGCUGGUGUCUUGCUGCACCUGUACCCAAGUUUGGAGCGCAGGACUGCAGACGGAGCAGCACACGGGGCUGGACGCGCUGCACGGCUCUGCCUCGUCAGCAUCCGGAUGGGAGUCUUGGCACACCCAUCCGAGCAGGUCCUCAUUGACCUCAGGCUGGACCGAACCUCCCUUGUUCCCCUGGGCUCUGGGAUUUCAACAGAAGUAUUGUGGGAGAAAAUCAUUUUGGGCUUCACUCUAUACUCUGCAGAAGUUGAGUCCCCAGCUCAGUCCUUGUGGGUCUCGUGUCGCUCUGGGUUCACCUUCUGCGAGGGCAGUUUCUCACAGUUACAUAACCACAUGCUGUGUGUGCUGCUGCUUCAGGAGAUCCACAAAGAGAUGGCCUUGCACUCGGCUCACCUCUGCUCUGUGACAGUCAGCACUCUGCGCCCGUCCUAA